This is a messenger RNA of Paramisgurnus dabryanus, 4624 nucleotides long. It is a transcript of the gene st6galnac6, whose product is annotated as ST6 (alpha-N-acetyl-neuraminyl-2,3-beta-galactosyl-1,3)-N-acetylgalactosaminide alpha-2,6-sialyltransferase 6. Gene Ontology annotation, biological process: oligosaccharide metabolic process; ganglioside biosynthetic process. NCBI's taxonomy places the organism in Eukaryota, Metazoa, Chordata, Actinopteri, Cypriniformes, Cobitidae. Gene Ontology annotation, molecular function: alpha-N-acetylgalactosaminide alpha-2,6-sialyltransferase activity. The record is from RefSeq and is a predicted model, not a curated record.
UGUUGAUACAGGGCCAGUUCAGGGCGAUGUAAUCUAAUGUCUGUUUCCAAGCACGUUUAGGCUGAAAUAAAGCCUCUUAUCAUUUACAUUACAAAUGUUUUGUGGCGGGUUGUAAAAAUAGAUACAAUGGUGGGGUGCGCGCCAAAUAAUUUCAUAAAAGGAAGAACUCCGACCAGCGCAUCACUAUAUACAUAUUUAAUUAUUAUGUAGCCUAACUUUUUUAACAAAUACAAAUAAAUCUCCAUUCCAAUUUGUUUAUCAUUCUAAUAACUUACAAUAAACUUUUAAAGAUACUUAUUUUGCAGUGGAAAAAUACAUUAGCAUUCCAAAGCGAACGCGACGCACUGUGAAAAACGUACUGAUUGGUCAUCCGGAUGCUGACAUCAGACAGGUUGGCGUCUACAACGCGUCUACAACGCAUGCGCAGAAGCGGAGAUUAUUAUGAGCCUGAUGACUGAAAUAAGUGGUCAUGAUGCUGCACGGAUCAAACAGCAGCCGCUAUAAAUCCUAAUGCAUCGGCAUGAGAAUUGAAACCUGAUAGCGAUAAGAAUGAGACUGCGGUUUGUAGAUAAACAAUGGCAGCAGGGACAGCGGAUGGUGAUCUAUGGGCUGGUCUUCCUCAUUAUGACCCUCCUCAUCCUCUACAGCUCAAACAGCAACAAUGAUGUGUACAACCAAUUCAAAGUCACUGAGUUUCACCACAUCGUCAAAAACACCGACCUUAAGAAAUGGGCCGGGAAGGAAGGCUACAUACCUGUUCACGGCAACAAGAGCAUGAAUCUCCACUGCCAUCAGUGUGCACUGGUUACCAGCUCCAGUCACGUUUUGGGGUCUCAUGCAGGAGACGAGAUCGACCGUACGGAUUGUGUCAUCCGCAUGAACGAUGCUCCGACCUCUGGGUACGAAUCUGACGUCGGGAACCGAACCACUGUGCGAGUCGUGGCUCAUUCCAGCGUGUUCCGGGUCAUUCGGAAACCGGCGGAGUUCUUUAAUCACUCCGAGAACACCGCAGUCAUAUUCUGGGGCCCGUCGACAAAGAUCGGACGGGAAGCAAAGGGAACUCUGUACCGUCUGAUCCAGAGAGUCAGUAUGACCUAUAGUAACCUUUCCUUCUUCAUCAUCUCUCCCAGCAAAAUGCCGAAGUUUGACAAACUCUUUCAGAAAGAGACCGGCCGAGACAGAAAAAAGUCACAGUCUUGGUUAAGCACAGGUUGGUUUACCAUGGUGAUUGCCAUUGAGAUGUGUGACAACAUAAAGAUUUAUGGGAUGGUACCACCCAACCACUGCAGUAAACAUCCUCAGCCCAAACGAAUGCCUUAUCACUAUUACAAGCCCAGAGGUCCAGACGAGUGCGUGACGUACCUGCAGAACGAGAGAGGACGACGUGGAUCACAUCAUCGCUUCAUCACUGAAAAACAGGUGUUUGCACGCUGGGCCAAGCAAUACAAUAUCACCUUCACUUACCCGACAUGGUGAGCAACGCCGGCUUCAAGCGAGAGAACGAUCCAGUUUAUCUUUUUUCAAAGCGGUGGAUAUGACACAUGGUUGGCUUCGUCUAACAGAUCUUGAUGACCUCCCAAUCAAAAUUGGUUUCAGUUUUUAAACCUGUGUUGCUCAGAAACUCGUCCAGUUUGGCUGCAGGAUUAAGUACUGAGCUGAAAUGGGGGCCAUUCUCGGAUCCAGGAAUAAGCCGAAGAUGGACAAUCUGUUUUCUUUUGGAAUUCUCGGGAAAACGGGUGUGAACAGACUGUGGGACUUUUAUAAUUUUUGUCUUAAGCAUGAUCCAAAAACAUCUACUGUAUGUAUUACUCCUCUUUUUCGACUUUUACUCAUAAUAAUUCAUUUUAAAGAGAAUGAAGGCCUUUUAGAACAAGACGGAGAAAAUACACUUCGUAUUAGUAGCCUAAGGGGGUGUGCACACCAAAGCUUUUAAACACGUCUGAAAACAUCAAGCAGAUGCCAAAUGCCGGCUUUCAGAGCGAAAAAAGCGCCAGCUGCUGGCUUUUUUUUCAAUUGGAAACAAUUGAAAACAGGUUUGGUGUGCACACCCCCUAAAGGUACAUUAAUUUAUAUAUGGUGGUACAAUCAACCCUUUUGAAUGUUUGUCAUUUAAUAAGAACAGAAAUCUGAAUAUAUAAAUAUGGUAAGUAUGGUCAAAUUUAAAUAUUAAGACUGUGUUUUAUUUUGUAAAUAUAAACGAUGUAAAUUGUUAUUUAAAGAUAGUAUUUUUACAUGUUUGUAUGGUUUUAAAACGCCCUACAAAAGAGAUUAAAGACAUGUAAAACCAGAUGUUCGGAUAACUUCAUGUGGUAAUCAUCCAAUUUUUAGAUUAACAACAACUUUGCUAUAUUUAUAUCUAGAAACAUUCCAGUAUUUCUUUGUUCAGACCUUUAUAAAAUCCUUCUGACUGUCAUUAGCAUGCAAAGUCAAUAAUUACAGUUGAACUUUAUUCAGCCUUAAACUCCAGCCAUGAAGAACACAUCCAGCUUAUAUACAGUGUUGGGGAAAGUUACUUUUAAAAGUAAUGCAUUAUAACAUUAGGUUACUCCCCCAAAAAGUAACUAAUCGCAUUACUUAGUUACUUUUUAUGGAAAGUAGCCUAAUACUUACGUUAAAGUUACUUUUGCGCUACUUUUUCUUACUUGGCUGAGGCUUGAUCUAUUUCAGGCCUUGCAGGUGUUAAUGAAUGAGAAAUUUUUCAUUCAGAAAUCGCAUUUAUUUUUCAUUCAUCGCAAAAAUGUCAAGCUCUGGCCUGCCAUCUCCGUUUUGGAUUCAAACUGUUUCCGCUAAGGUGCCCACGCAUAAGAGUGCGUAAUUCUACGUGACUAUGUUCAGUUUAAUUCAGUACAUGAAAAGUGAACUGAAACUCGCAUUACUGUUUUUAAAAAGUAACUCAAAUAUUAAUGUGUACAUUUAUAAAGUAAUGCGUUACUUUACUCGUUACUUCAGAAAGUAAUAUUAUUACAUAAUGCACAUUACUUGUAAUGCGUCACCCCCAACACUGCUUAUAUAGAUAUACAUAUAUACAUAUUUUAUACAUAAAUAUAAUUAUGUUGCUCUUAAAGGUGCAUUGUGUAACUUUUAGAAGGAUCUCUUGACAGAAAUCCAAUAUAAUAAACUCUAUUAUCAACAAUGUUUAAAAACCUUACAUAAUGAAACUGUACUUUUUUAUUACCUUACAAUGAGACGUUUUUUAACUACAUACAUCGCGGGUCCCUUACAUGGAAAGCCGCCAUUUUGUGCCACCAUGUUUCUACAGUAGCCCUAAACGGACAAACUGCUCUACACAAUGUGUUUCGUCGUUACAAUAAAGGCACAAUAUGUAGAGACGUAUGAAUUCGCUAAUCAUGUUCAUGAAUGAGGUAAUGAAUUAAUGUUUUUUAAGCUGUAUGUUUGUUUACAUUAUUUUUAUGCCGUUGUAAUGAAUUAGCUGCAAGGCACAACAGAUCCGUGUUAGAUGCUGUUUAACCGCCACUAUCGCAUUUGUCCACUCGUGUUGCCUACAGUUUUUACAACCGGAAACUGAGGAUAGCACGAAUAUUAAUAUUAUUGACCAAUACACGAGACGAACCAUUAUUUAAAACGGGAAUUAUUCUGGAUUUACAAAUCCUUGGGAACUUUUAGGAUAAAAUAAAUGCACAACUGCAUUAUAUAUCACUGUGCUAGUGGUUUUUGGUAGUUUUUAUAUUUUAAAAAUCAUACAUAUUUAUAUACAUUGUGGCUUUAACCUCUUCGCUUGACUGUCUAAUCUCUGCUGCCUGUCUCAGACGAUGAUGUGUUUGUCCUGUGUCAGCCACGGUAGCUUCUCUAUGUGUUUCGAAAGGGAAGACUGAGCAGCUGGUUGCAAUUCACGACCUCACCGCUAGAUGGCGCUAAAAUUUACACAUUGCACCUUUAAGCAAAUGAAAUGAUAAGAUUCAUCCAACAAACCAAAACAAAAUUCAUAUCUUAACACCAAAAAUACCACAAACAUACUGUGUUAUGUGUAGAUGCCUUUAUAUAAACCACUUCUGAUGUUAUUGAUGGGUUGUACAACUUUAAUUCCUUUGGCUAUAGCUGUUAAUACACAUUUACACUUUUAAUACGUGUUUUUCAUUGGACAAUGCUGUUGCUUUUAUUGAAGAAAUCAGGUUGUCGGUGUUAAGGAACUGAAAGGUCUGAGGAAGAUCUGCGCUGGUUAAUGUGUUUACCUUUGACCCAUCUGGUGCUCAGAUUACACAUCUGAUUUGGGAUUAAGCAGUGUAAUGGUUAACAAUGCAGAAUCACAUGAGUACACCUGGGUUCAAGCACUAUGUGCUGAACAGUUCCACAUGAAUUGGACUUGAACCCAAAACUUUUUCAUUUGGAUUUUAUAGGGUCACACUGUUAAAUGGCUGGAGGCCUUAUUAUCCUUGUCCUUUUGUUCUCAUAUUAGCCAUUAUAAAGUGCAGAAGAGAAGAGGAUUCUGGUUAUGGACAUGUAUGGCUAUGGUGUAAUUGGAUUUGGUUGUAUUCAGGACUGAAGGGUGAGCAAUAUGGUGAAUGUAUUAUCUGAAUUAUUUUCUCUGAUUGCAGUGAUAUAACAGUAUAUAACUGUGCUCGUAUCAUGAUGAAUGUCCUUUACAUGCCUGUCUUAUAAAAUAAAC